CCUCGGCUGCAUUAAAGCUGAAGCUGCAGCAGCUGCACACACAUCAAAGGCUCCCCUUCUUCUCCACACUGCGACUCCCACCGACGACAGGUACUCCUGGAUGGUGAAGCCAUUUUUUAAUCUUUGCUCACACGGCGGGAAAGGGCGUCCGCUCUACAUAACGGAACAUAACACGGACAUACCUCGAAUUCAGCCGUUCACGUGGAGAUGAUGCUCAGAGGAGAAAACGGCUCCGGAUCCUGCUAGUGUUCGUCCUGAGGCUGCAGUGAACGGAGGGGGGAUUGCGGUACAACAAGGUUAAUAAUCAGCAUCGAUAAAGGUCUUCUCUGUGAGCGGGAACCGACUUCGAAGGGUGAAUCUUGCCCCUGUGCGGGGGGAUCGGCGGAGAAAUAUAGAUCUAUAAAAAUUAUGGCAACCCUACUGCGGAAGAUCGGUCUGAUCCGCCUGCACGAUCGAGACACAGAGGACCCAAAGCACCAUCAAGGCUCGCUAAAGGGAUCGAAAGGGAACCAGAAAAAUAACGCCAACAAACACUGUCAGACCGCGAACGAAACCAACAUCCUGAGCACUCCGGAGAUCAAGGCGAGGAAGCUGGACCAGCACGGCAAGGACAAGCCGUCAGGCAAGGAUAAGCAGGGCAAGGAUGCGAAGGAGAAGCAGCAGACCGGAGGAGGUGGGAGUAAAGCGACCAGUGCCUCCUCGAUACCACCGCUGGCGCCUCAUCGGCAACACUGCACCCAGGUCCGGACACGGAGGCUGAUGAAGGAGCUACAGGAGAUCAGGAGGUUAGGGGACAACUUCAUCACGGUGGAGCUAGUAGAGGACAACCUGUUUGACUGGAACAUCAAACUGCACCAGGUGGACAAGGACUCGGCGCUGUGGCAGGACAUGAAGGAGACCAGCACCGAGUUCAUACUGCUCAACGUCACCUUUCCUGAUAAUUUCCCAUUCUCGCCGCCGUUCAUGCGCGUCCUGACGCCACGGUUGGAGAACGGCUACGUGCUGGACGGUGGGGCCAUAUGCAUGGAGCUGUUGACCCCCCGAGGAUGGUCCAGCGCCUACACAGUGGAGGCGGUCAUGAGGCAGUUUGCAGCAAGCCUUGUGAAAGGACAGGGGCGCAUAUGUAGGAAAUCAGGGAAGUCCAAGAAAGCCUUCAGCCGUAAAGAAGCUGAAGCAACCUUCAAGUCCCUGGUGAAGACCCACGAGAAGUACGGCUGGGUGUCCCCCCCUGUGUCCGAUGGCUGAGAGCUCAGCCAGCGACCCUCCGUCCCCUCCGCUAGCUGGACCAAACCCAACUAGCUCGACACGCAAAACGACACACCAUGCUAACCUAACAAUCCUCAUCGUCACCUUAUGCUGAUUCACUUCUUUAGGGUUUUGUUGGUUUGUUGUUUUUGUCCCCUUUUCUCCACCGAAAUGCUUUGAGAGGAGACCGCCUUCAUCGCCAUGACUGCCCGCCAAGAAGCAAUGACCCCACCCACUUUUCCAGCGAGGUUCUUUUUUGGGGAGAUGCAAGAGGGAAAUGUUUGUGCGUGUGCGUCUGUGUUUGUAUGUUUGUUGGUCCGUCAGACAUCAGCCGGGAGUGUUUGCACGUGCAAUGGAGUGUCCGUUACUGUCAGUGGAUUAUUUUUUCUUGUUUGUUUUUUUAAGCACGUGCAACGGGAACAUCGGACACCUUUUCAUCAUGUGAAAGACUACUGAAUGAAGAAGACUCAUCCUCCUCCUAUGACCUCUUCGUCCUUUACUUUCCCCCUCUGUAUCCUUGCCCCCGUCCUCCCUAAAGCACUGAAUUGGCGUCACUUCCCACCAUCUCUCUGUAGCUGUCGGUUCAUUUACAUAUAAAUGAAGCUGUUAAUGUUUAAUAGACGGGCAGCACUCCCAUUCACUCCUUCAUUUCCCCCUGAAUUUUUUUUUUUUUUUUCGACUGUGCCGUUGCUCACUAUUCAGUGCAACAUGAAGAUUGUAAUUUACAUGGAGCUGUGCUCUCUCCGUCUCUCUCUCUUUCUCUUUAUCACUUCCUUUAGCUUGCUCGUUCACUUUGUUUCUCUCUCUCUGUCUCUUGUGGCUAAAUUUAGAGCUCACUGUUGUGUAGAUGGAUAUUGAAUUCUAAUGGAGAAAUAAGAAGUCACAUGUUGCUUUAUGCAGAGACUCUGUAUGAUAAUAGAAUGACAGUCAGUCACCUCUCUUUCUCUCUCUACUCUCAUGUUAUCAUGUGUGUGCGUGUGUGAUUUUAGAGAGGAAGAAGACUGUAAUUCCCAUGAUUUAGAUACCAGAUGGUACAGCUGAAGGCCAGGCCUCAGUGUGUGUGUGUGUGUGUGUGUGUGUGCUUGAGUAAGGGAGACAACCCUUUAAACAAAGAAGAAUAUGAUUAACUGUGAAUGACUCUGAGACCUAAAGGGAGUGCUGUUUUUUGAUUUCUGUCCCUGUCUCGUCCUGUUAACUCCUAAUACUACUGCUGUAAACACAUGCGUGGUUGUGACUGAAUAUCUACAUGCAUUUAAAGAGUAAAGAGCUAAAGGUCAGUAGAAUAUACACUCAGAUGUUUAGCGGUGCUACAGACACAUGCACACUCACACACUGCAGCAGUAACACCUUGAAAUGAAGACAGACAGGGGAUGGAGUGGCGCUUUAAAUGAGCGAACGCUUCAGAGCACGCCUGAUUGAUGUCUGCCAGGAGAGCAGGGAAUUGUGGGAGCUUUGAUCACUGAUGCCUGCAUCUUGGAAAUGUCAGGUAGUGUGCAAAAUGGCCGAAGACAGACAUUGCUUGUCCAGCCUGCUGUGAUUACUUAAGAGACACACCAUUCCUAAGUUCCAACCUUUAAAAUGACUUAUAAAUAUCUAAGAUCAACUGUGCAGACAUCUCAAUCAAUCAGGCCCGCACCAAGCCCAGGCUAUCUGUCCGUCCGAACUCUUGGUGUUUGUUUUCCUAUCUGCCAGUUAAAUGUCAGAGCAAAAGCUGCUAAUUGGUCUGACAUUUCAACAGCGCGUCAUUAGAGAAGAGCAGCUGAGAGCAGAAGGAUGGAGGAUAUCAGCCUCCCGCGUGGUACUGACAUUUCCCCACUCUUCACUCUUACCCUGCUUUUUAAAAGGAGGGUUAUAGAGGCCGGCUCCACGAGGUGAAGAGAGGCUGAGAUGGGAGCAGCUCCAUGUCAGUCAGGUCUUAGCGGGCCAGAUUCAGAAUCCGGGAACUGGAUGUUGACACCUCUGCACUGAGGCAGAGCCUCGAAGCCAGCAUGCCAUGCUCUCCCCUCGUGUUGCGUCUGUGUGCGAGUGCAUGUGUGAGCAAAUAUGUGUUACACUCCCAUCAUGAAAAAAAAUAGGCAAAAAGAAAAACAACAAUACACCAUCUGGUAUGUGAUCAUGUACGAAAGCGUGUUAGUUCUCUUUAAAUUUGGCUAGUUAUUUCAGGGUGGAUCGUAUAGUGAUCUCUUGGCUUUCAGCAGAGAAAACUGAAUUACUAUUAAGACAAAAUAUCUCAAAGCUGAGUGUUUGCUGGUUUCAAGAGAAUAAUUUUGUGAUAUAGUUUAGAUUGGUAGUUUACAGACACUAACUGGGUGAACUGAUUAUGUUGUAAUAUAUCUGCAUGUGAUAUGUGAUUGGUAGCUAGCUACUGUAUAUCUUUUUACAAGAAAAGCAAGAAAAAUAUGGGGAAAACAAAAAUGCAAAUGCUUCUCUUUUCUCGGUCUUUUUCUUUUUUUGGGAUCUGUAUUGUAUGUAUAUUUUUUCUUUUUAAGCGUCCUAAAAAUGUCACAUUGUGUUAUAUGAAUGUUUGUAUUUUAAUUUAUUUGUGGUUUGCCAAAAUGAAGAUUUGAAGCAUGUUGCAGGUAUUGUUAAAAGAAAAUGAGAAGAAAAAAAGAUGAUUAAGAAUUACAGCCUAUGUCUUUGUGCCAGGUGGGAACACGUGUUUAUUUGGGGGAAUUUCAGGGAGUAAAAAUGGACAGAAGGUUGCAAAGCCUCAAGAUUAUAAAGGGAGUUUUUCUUUCACUGGGAGAUCAUCGAAAUGGAUUUUAAAAAUCCUGUGCUCCCUUGAAAACUUCCUAGUCCCCAAAGUGAUGUCACUGCUGCCCCUUACCCGCUGGUCCUGCUCUAGAUGCUGAAUUGGCUUAUGGGUAACGCCGUCAACACGGAGAUCUGGGCUGACUUCCCCCAGUCACAGAUUGAGGAUCAGUUUGACCUCCCUAUGCUUCAAAUCUCACUUGUAAAGGGAAUGUGCACAUCUGACCUGUGAUCAGUUACUCUGGGCAACUUCAUUCCACUCCUGACUUGAGUGUUUGGUCAAGACCGAGCUCUUAAAAGGUUCAAAGGUGAAAGGUCAUUGCAAGACCAAACAGGAAUGUGCAAUAAAAGUUUCAGCUUAUUCAAA
This is a messenger RNA of Cheilinus undulatus (humphead wrasse), 4363 nucleotides long. It is a transcript of the gene ube2ql1, whose product is annotated as ubiquitin-conjugating enzyme E2Q family-like 1. The record is from RefSeq and is a predicted model, not a curated record. The transcript is spliced from 3 exons. Bases 409 to 1245 code for a protein of 278 amino acids. Lineage: Eukaryota; Metazoa; Chordata; Actinopteri; Labriformes; Labridae.